Molecule: messenger RNA, 257 nt
Organism: Pyrenophora tritici-repentis Pt-1C-BFP
Lineage: Eukaryota; Fungi; Ascomycota; Dothideomycetes; Pleosporales; Pleosporaceae
Source: RefSeq, a predicted model, not a curated record
AUGGCUACCAACGGUCGUCAGCAAAACUAUGCGCCUGCCAAUGCAGGGUACAAGGGCCAGCAUAUGCUCAACACGUACAACCAGAACGGCCAAGGUCACGGGUCUGCCCAAUACCUCCCUCGAGGUCUGCCUAUGUCUCCCCACGGUGAUGCCGGGUUGCAAGGUCUGACGAACAACAUGGCAGCCCUGAACAUGCACGCCUCGUACGGCUCCUCUGCAACUUCAAAGUCUGCCGGCUCUGGUCUGUCCAACGGCUC